Messenger RNA from Papaver somniferum (opium poppy), 2643 nucleotides. RefSeq lists its product as uncharacterized. The transcript has 5 exons. Lineage: Eukaryota; Viridiplantae; Streptophyta; Magnoliopsida; Ranunculales; Papaveraceae. Gene Ontology annotation, molecular function: nucleic acid binding. Bases 1 to 2643 code for a protein of 880 amino acids. Gene Ontology annotation, biological process: DNA integration. The record is from RefSeq and is a predicted model, not a curated record.
AUGUAUGUGGGUGAGAAUGCUUCCGCGUAUCUUCAAAAGAAACUUCCACCAAAGUUAAAGGAUCCCGGUAGUUUCACUAUACCAUGUACAAUUGGUAAAACCAGGUUUGAUCGUGUUUUACUAGACUUAGGUGAAACUAUUAAUGUUAUGCCUACCUCAAUAUAUGAAUCGUUAGACCUAGGUCCUCUCAAGGAUACCGGUAUUAUUAUUCAACUUGCUGAUAGGUCCACUACAUAUCCUAAAGGGGUUGUGGAAGAUGUUUUGGUGCAGGUUAACGAGCUGAUUUUUCCUGCAGACUUUUAUGUUCUAGAUAUGAGGGACGAAGAUUCACCCUCGUCUACACCGUUGCUGUUGGGUAGACCUUUCAUGAGAACUGCUAGAACUAAAAUUGAUGUCUUUAGAGGCACCAUAACUAUGGAAUUUGACGUGGAUGUGAUUGAUUCUUUAGCUCAACAAACGUUUGAGUUAGAUGGUGGUGAUGCGUUAGAGAAAGCCAUAAUGAAAAGUUUAGAUUGUGGAAAGCAUAAUGACAUGAAAGUUGACAUAGAAAUGUGUGAUGAGCUUAAAGAAGUCAUUUGCUCUCUUGCCGCAUUACAAGAACUCUCACCUAGGAAUGAUGUUUCUUAUAUUUCCUUACCUUGUACUAAUGAGAAACUCUUUCCGUCUAUUUUGCAGGAACCUUUCCUUGAAUUGAAACCUCUUCCGGGUCACCUCAAGUAUGUUUAUUUAGGUGAUAAGGAAGAGUUACCGGUGAUUGUUUCCAACAACCUCACCAAGGUGCAAGAAAACAAUCUUAUUCGUGUGCUAAAAGAGUACAAGUCUGCCAUAGGGUGGACCAUUUCCGAUAUAAAGGGAAUCAACCCUUCCAUGUGUAUGCACCGAAUACUUCUUGAGGAGGGAGCAAAACCAACUAGCGAAGCUCAACGUCGUCUGAAUCCUCCGAUGAUGGAAGUGGUCAAGAAAGAAAUCCUGAAGUUGUUGGAUGUAGGGGUUAUCUAUCCCACAUCCGAUAGCAAAUGGGUAAGCCAUGUCCAAGUCGUUCCAAAGAAAUCCGGUGUCACGGUGGUGAAAAAAGAAGAUAAUGACCUAGUUCCAACUAGAAUUCAGACCGGGUAUAAUCAGAUUGUAAUAGCUCCGGAAGAUCAGGAAAAGACGACCUUUACUUGUCCAUUUGGCACAUUUGUGUAUAGACGUAUGUCAUUCGGUUUGUGUAAUGCUCCUGGCACGUUACAACGUUGCAUGGCUUUUGACACCUUAAAGGAGUUGUUGACUACUGCACCCAUCAUCAAACCGCCCGAUUGGAGCAAACCCUUUGAGUUGAUGUGUGAUGCUAGUGACUACGUUGUUGGAGCCGUGUUGGGACAGCGAGAUGGUAAAGUUCUGUAUGCCAUUUAUUACGCUUCUAAAAUUCUUAAUGGCGCACAAAUCAACUACUCAACCACUGAAAAGGAGCUCUUGGCCAUAGUGUUUUCACUUGAGAAAUACAGAUCUCACUUGGUGGGUACGCAAGUGAUUGUUUUCUCUGACCAUGCCGCGCUGCGAUACUUGCUAACAAAGAAAGAUGCUAAGUCGAGGCUCAUUAGGUGGAUACUACUUCUUCAAGAGUUCCAUCUCCAAAUUAAGGAUAAGAAGGGCAGUGAGAAUACUGUGGAAUAUCACUUGAGUCGACUGAUUGCAUCCGAAGAAGCAAUUCCUUUGCAUGAUAGUUUUCCAGAUGAGCAACUCUUUACGGUGGAUAGCACAACUCCAUGGUACGCUGAUAUUGUGAACUACUUGGUGACGGGACGAGUACCUAGUACCAUGUCAACUUUUCAGAAAUUGAAACUCAAGAAAGUCUCCAAACGAUAUACAUGGGAUGGACCAUAUUUAUGGAAGCAUUGUGUUGACCAUAUAAUGCGAAGGUUUGGCACACUGCGUGUGGUGAUUAGCGAUGGAGGUUCCCAUUUUCAGAGAUCCUUCCACGCUCUCCUCAAGAAGUACAAUGUUACUCACAAAGUUGGAACACCAUAUCAUCCACAAACAAGUGGACAAGCUGAAAUUUCCAACCGGGAGAUUAAAUCAAUUCUAGAGAAGACUGUGAAUACUAUAAGGAAAGAUUUGAGCUUUAGACUCAAUGAUGCUUUAUGGGCGUACCGGACAGCGUACAAGACUCCCAUUGGAAUGUCUCCGUUUAGGAUGAUUUAUGGCAAACCAUGCCAUCUUCCCGUAGAACUUGAACACAAAGCUUUUUGGGCCAUCAAGAUGUGCAACAUGGAGUUAGAUGCCGCGGGGAAACAAAGAAAGCUUCAACUCAAUGAGUUAGAAGAAAUCCGCAAUGAUGCAUAUGAAAGUUCGUGCAUUUACAAGAAGAAAACUAAAGCUUUUCAUGACAAGAUGAUUUCUCGGAAAAGUUUUGUUAUAGGGCAGAAAGUUCUCUUAUUUCAUUCUCGUUUAAAGUUGUUUCCCGGUAAACUUAGGUCCCGAUGGGUUGAACAAUUUGUUGUUACUAAUGUGUUUUCUCAUAGUGCGGUUGAGCUUUCUAGUCCAAAAACAAGGAAGAUUUUCAAGGUGAACGACCAUCGAGUGAAACCAUACUAUGAGCAAUUUGUGACGGAGAAUGAAGAGGCCAUAGAAUUGACUGAUCCACUUCCUCUGGAGGAGUAA